CCACCAUAUUCCAUAAAAAUUUAAAAUUGUGACAAAAUUCUGCAAGUACAAAAUGUCGCUCACAUUGGUCACCGUAAUGCUAUACGCCAGCCCUACUUUUGGACCUAAUUUACCUGCAUUAACUAUCGGAGGAUUAAAUGACACGGAAAUGCUUGACUUGAAAACGAUCACGUCACUCUAUCCGGAAAAUAGCGAAAUAGAAAUGUAUGGAACAUGGUCGGUUAAUUUCCGAUUGGGUAACGUUACUAGCGGAACAAACAGUUGGAUGGCACUACCUCCUGUUCAUACAGUGGCACCAUUUAUUUCUCGAAUCAAAACUUGGGGCUACAAAAUAACAUUUUACAAUUGUUAUACUCACAACAUACAAUUUGAUCCAUUAGGAAAUACUGUGUGGCCGAUACUGUCCUACACAUGGAUGCUCGAAAAAGACUCCGAAUUAGCUGAGCCUCCCCGUGAAAACUAAGCAACAUCUACUCCUAACUAUGAAACUAAUGGGAGUUCGGCUCCUACGAAAAAAUAUGUAUAAUUGAAAGAACGUAAUAAUUAUUAGAAUUUUGGUAUGUUUGACGCCAGAAGUAA
Messenger RNA from Bradysia coprophila, 579 nucleotides. RefSeq lists its product as uncharacterized. The record is from RefSeq and is a predicted model, not a curated record. Lineage: Eukaryota; Metazoa; Arthropoda; Insecta; Diptera; Sciaridae.